UAUAGAUACUAAAGAAAUCAACGAUUUCUACUUGGUGUAUUCACAUAUAAAAAAACAAAUCUAUGUUUAAAAUAUGAUUAUUAUAAUUUUUUAUAUCUUUAUUUAACUUAAAUUUAACAAUGCAGGUAAGAAAAGCUAAAGAGAGUGACAACGAACGGGACAGGAGGACAUCAUAACAACCAGAGCCACACACUAUAGUCUAGUAUAUAGUUGUAUUUUGUUACUAAUGUAGGCAGAAGAUUGGAGAAAUGAAAUGGAAAGAGUGGGGGGAAAGUAAGAAACCACAGAGAGGGACAUGGAGAAAUAUAGUGGUGGGGGUGGACGAGAGAGAGAGAUCAUGUUGACACCUGCACAGAGAGAAGACCGCAAUUCCCUAUGAUGUCACUGGCACUCAGAGGUCCAGUAUAACUGACCAUGCCGCCUUUCCAUUCAGAGCAAAGAUUAAGAUACACACUGUUCCAGAGCGUCCUCUGUCCUGUCCUGUCCUGUCCUGUCCUUGCUGAACACAGAGUUGGAGAUGAGAAGAGGAGAGAGCAUCACAUACUGAAAGGACUGCAGGUGAUUUCAGGAUUCACAGAGAACUUCACAGAGUCGUCCUCUCUUCUUCGGAAAGACCCCUGAUGAUGUGGAAAAAUGCCAUGCUGCUAUUUUGUUAUCUGUUCGUGUCCUUAUCGUGUUCCCCGAUAUAUCCAUCUUUCAGGUUUGGUCAGAGAGACACUUCCAUUGUGCUGACAUCCUCCAUAGAGGAUCCACUGAGACUGUUGGAGGAAGAUGGAGCUCCUUCUACUUCAGUGGAGCUGCGCUCAGGGCGACAUGCAGAUGCGGUCUUCACCAACCGCUACAGAAAGGUUCUGGGACAGAUCUCCGCAAGGAGGUUUCUUCAAACCAUUAUGGGAAAAAGACUACAAAAUGAAAGUGUGGACUUUGUGAAGAGACACCAGUUGGGCAUCUUUAAGAGGACCUAUGAAGAGGGUCACACAACCUUCCACAGACGGGCAUAUAGAGCAGUACAACAGAAGGUGACCAACUCCACAAAGCCUGCCAGCAAUACACACUCAAACACCUGCAUCAACCUCUUUCUUUUGCUUUGACUUUAAGCAUACUUUUGUUUUUAAACCCAAACCAUGUUUCAACAAGACAGCCUUCGUAUCUGAUCUUUGACGUUGAUUAUUAAUAAGUGUGUUGAGAAGGUGUUAAAGGGGACUUAUUAUACCACCAGGUGUGAGU
Gadus macrocephalus (Pacific cod) is the source of this 1227-nucleotide messenger RNA. It is a transcript of the gene ghrh, whose product is annotated as growth hormone releasing hormone. The record is from RefSeq and is a predicted model, not a curated record. Gene Ontology annotation, biological process: positive regulation of multicellular organism growth; adenylate cyclase-activating G protein-coupled receptor signaling pathway; positive regulation of growth hormone secretion. NCBI's taxonomy places the organism in Eukaryota, Metazoa, Chordata, Actinopteri, Gadiformes, Gadidae. Gene Ontology annotation, molecular function: growth hormone-releasing hormone receptor binding; neuropeptide hormone activity; peptide hormone receptor binding. The transcript is spliced from 5 exons. Bases 621 to 1091 code for a protein of 156 amino acids. Gene Ontology annotation, cellular component: extracellular region; terminal bouton; perikaryon.